Molecule: messenger RNA, 1137 nt
Organism: Corylus avellana
Lineage: Eukaryota; Viridiplantae; Streptophyta; Magnoliopsida; Fagales; Betulaceae
Product: putative carbohydrate esterase At4g34215
Source: RefSeq, a predicted model, not a curated record
CUUUAUACUUUUUUCUGCCACAUUGAGCUGCAAAGUGGGAGAGUAAAGGGAGGGAUAUGCUGCCCCUGUUUUUCCACUUCCUAGCCCUUCUGGCUCACGCCAGCUCGGUGAGGCCCCAACAACUCCAACCCAAAAACAUAUUCAUCUUAGCCGGACAAAGCAACAUGGCCGGACGUGGAGGAGUGGUUAACGGCGUCUGGGACGGCAUCGUCCCUCCCCAGUGCCAGCCCAACCACUCCAUUCUCCGCCUCAGUGCAAACCUCACUUGGGUUCUAGCCCACGAGCCCCUCCACGCCGACAUCGAUGCCAACAAGACCAAUGGGGUCGGACCGGGCAUGGCUUUCGCCAACGCUGUCUUGUCCAAAGACCCCACUUUUGGGGUCAUUGGUCUGGUCCCCUGCGCGAUCGGAGGGACUUCGAUAAGCGAGUGGGGCAGAGGGACUUCCCUCUACAAAAGCUUGCUGAGGAGGGCUCAGGCUGCGCUGCAAGAUGGCGGCACAAUUCAGGCGCUUCUCUGGUAUCAAGGCGAGGCAGACACAGUGACUAAAGAAGCUGCCGAUGCAUAUCAGGCUAAAUUGGAGAGCUUUUUCUCUGACGUCCGAGAAGAUUUGAAGUCUCCAAUGCUCCCAAUAAUCCAGGUGGCUCUGGCAUCAGGCUCUGGACCUUUUGUGGACAUUGUCAGAGAAGCUCAGCUGGGAAUUGACCUUUUGGACCUCCGAACCGUUGAUGCCAAGGGUCUGCCGCUUGAACCGGAUGGUCUGCACAUCACCACGCAAGCCCAGGUUCAACUAGGGCAGAUGUUGGCUGAUACAUUCCUUCAAUUGCUUCCCAGUGGUCGCCCCAUCCUCAGCCCUAUUCAUAGCAGUGCUCCCAUAAGGUGUUCCAAUUUUGUUGGUUCCAUUAUUAAGAUGUAUCAGCAUUAUCCUAUCAGAUAGCUUCUGCAGAAGUGGGAAAAUAAUAAUUUAAUUUUAUGAUAUAUUACUAGACACCUUUUUUUUUUUGGGUUUUUUUUGGUUGGAUCAGAAUAGGAAGCUUCAUUAAUCUUCAUACUAAGAGCUUCCCACUACUCAUCUACAGGAAGAAUAGGUGCUAUGUGACUUGAUUAUCUAUAGUUAUGCAUUUUGGAUUUCUAUAUAA